Perognathus longimembris pacificus (Pacific pocket mouse) is the source of this 475-nucleotide messenger RNA. RefSeq names its product secretoglobin family 1D member 2-like. The coding region runs from base 94 to 381 and encodes 95 amino acids. The transcript has 3 exons. NCBI's taxonomy places the organism in Eukaryota, Metazoa, Chordata, Mammalia, Rodentia, Heteromyidae. The record is from RefSeq and is a predicted model, not a curated record.
ACUUAGAGCCCAGCUCUCCAUCACCUGCCCAAGCUAGGGAGCUCUCCUCCAAACCGCUCUCUGAGUGCCGACCGUGGACACGCCACGCAAAUCAUGAAAGGGCUCCUGCCACUCCUGCUCAUCCUGCUGGGCCUCUGCUUCCACGAAGCAAAUUCCAAGCCCUGCCCGAGUCUUGUUGUGGAAAAUGACCUCUUUAUAGCAGGGCCCAGUUGGGCCCUUAAGAAACACCUUGAGAAAUACGGUGCACCCCAAGAAGCCGUGGCAGCAAAAAUGGAAGUGAAGCAAUGUAUAGAUGGCUUGGACUUGAAGAAGAGAGCCUUACUUAAAGGAGUAUUGGUUAAAGUUUUGGCCGAGUGUCUAUUUCACUGGCAGAAGCAUUGAUUCCUGGUUUCUUUUGUCUUUCAUGGAUCCUCCAAUCAUCACCAUAAAAUGUAGAGGUUUCAAAGUCUUGCUCCAUUAAAUUUCUUGCAUCGCA